Molecule: messenger RNA, 1413 nt
Organism: Chironomus riparius
Lineage: Eukaryota; Metazoa; Arthropoda; Insecta; Diptera; Chironomidae
Source: the annotation of a GenBank genome assembly
AAUAUUUUUAGCAUCAACAUGUCUGAGUUACAAAAAGAAAUAUUUAGCUGUAUCGCUAAAAGUGAUGUGGAUGAAUUAAAGAAAAAGUUAUCAGCAUAUAAUGGAAGCAUCGAUUUCACAGAUGAUAAUGGAAUGACACCACUUCAGCAUGCAUCAUAUAAAGGAAAUAAAGAAGGUGUUCAGCUAUUACUUGACCUUGGUGCUGACGUAAAUUCAGGAAAACACGAAUUCAACUAUACAGCUCUUCAUUUCGCGGCACUUUCUGGAAAUGCUGAUGUUUGUUUACAACUUCUUAUUGCUGGUGCCAAUCCAAGUACAUUAAAUUCUGUUGGACGAACAGCUGCUCAAAUGGGAGCGUUUGUGGCAAAUCACAAAGCAGUUUCAACAAUAAAUAAUUUUGUAUCUAAAUCGGACAUUGAAUACUAUACAAAAAUUCAAGGACUUCAAAUGGAACCAUCACUUCCUCCUGCUCUACUGGACUCGUUCCAUAAAUUUGUAAUUCACCCAAAUCUUCAUCCAACAAGAAUAGCUUUAAAUCUUCAACAAUAUGGAGUCGUAUCAGAUAAUUACAAAAUCGUUAAAAAUGUACUGGAUCUUAUGACUGAACGUGAGAUGAAGAGGAAGAGUGAAACAAAUGAGCUUAUGGCAUUUAAAUAUCAUUAUUUAUCAUGGAUUAUAAAGGAAAUCAUUUCAUGUCGUGAUCAUUUUCUAGCUCGAAAUCAAGAAAAGGAUUCUAAGUCGGAUUAUUUAGAGAUGUACAUUAAGCGUGUCAUGAAACAAAACAAAGAAGGACAAAUGGAUUACAUGGAACUUACAAUUCGUGAGUGUGUCAGAGAGUUUCCAUUUAGAGAAUGUAUGAUAUUUCAGCAAGUCGUUCGUCAAUUAGCAGACAAAGAAAAUCAAUUUACAGCUUUAGAAAUCAUCAAACAAGCCAUCAAUGGACAACGAGGAUUUCAGGACGUCAACAUAUUCUGCAGUACAUGCGGAGAUGAAAAGCCUGACAAGAAGUGCUCAAAAUGCAAACAAGUGCAAUAUUGUGAUCGUGAAUGUCAGCGUCUUCAUUGGUCAAUCCAUAAGAAGGAAUGUGCACGAUUAUCAUCACAACCAGCGCAAAUAGCAACAGCUCCAUCAAAUGGUAAGAAAGAGCCAAUCGAUCAGGCGGAACUGAGUGAGGAGCUUCAAAAAUUAGUUGCUGGAUAAAAUGAGGCGCACAACUUAAUGGCUGACAUGUAUGUUUUGGUAUAGAUAGAUGUAAAAAUCUUUUUGUAAUGGAUAUAAAAUGAAUUAAGGGAAACGAUUUUACUGGCUGAUGAUAUUCUUAAUCUCGAACUAUGUUAUGUUGAGAAGGAGUAACAACAUCCUGUAAGAGAUUCCCAAAAUGAAACGAAAAAUAAAGUUUAAUUGUCAUUUCAA